Hyla sarda is the source of this 1016-nucleotide messenger RNA. It is a transcript of the gene DPH3, whose product is annotated as diphthamide biosynthesis 3. NCBI's taxonomy places the organism in Eukaryota, Metazoa, Chordata, Amphibia, Anura, Hylidae. Gene Ontology annotation, molecular function: metal ion binding. The coding region runs from base 139 to 390 and encodes 83 amino acids. The transcript is spliced from 3 exons. Gene Ontology annotation, biological process: protein histidyl modification to diphthamide. The record is from RefSeq and is a predicted model, not a curated record.
CAGGAUAAAAAAUGGUGAAGCUCGUGCCGGAAAUGGGCGGAUGACGUAUGAAUUCGGGGACGGGUGGUGACGUGUGAAUGUUGAGCCCACGCUCGGUGCCGGGUGUGACGGGCUGUGCUCACAUGGUCGGGCGGCGGGAUGGCGGUGUAUCACGAUGAGGUGGAGAUUGAGGAUUUCGAGUAUGACGAGGACACGGAGACUUAUUACUACCCGUGUCCGUGUGGAGACAGAUUUGCCAUCACCAAGGAAGAUCUGGAAAAUGGAGAAGAAGUUGCAACUUGUCCGAGCUGUUCACUAAUAGUGAAAGUUAUUUAUGACAAGGAUGAAUUUAUGAAAGGAGAGAUUGUCCCUGAACCCACAUCCAGCACAACAGAGCUCUUAAAGUGCUGACUACCAUCCAUAAAGAAUUACGGUCUAGUGACUAUAUGAACACUUCCUGCUGGAUGUCAGGCCACAACUUCUGUUGGACUUUUAUUCCGUUGCAAUUUUUAUUGAAACCAUGUGUUUCCUGUUUUUGUUUUAUUUCUUUUUAAACAAAACCUGAACUUUGAAGUCAUUUGAAGUACAGUAACAUGUGUGAAAUUGGAGCUGAUCAAUCUUUCUGAAUUGCUUUAAAGGGGGUACUCUGCUGCUCAGCAUUUGGAACAAACUGUUCCAAAUGCUGGCGCCGGGAGCUUGUGACGUCAUAGCCUUGCCCCCUCAUGGUGUCACGCCCCCUCCCAUAGACUUGCAUUGAGGGGGCGGGGCGUAAAGUCAUGAGGGGGGUGCUAUAACAUCACAAUCUCCUGAGUCCAGCGUUCAGAACAGUUUGUUCCAAAUGCUGAGCAGCAGAGUACCCCUUUAAUGCUGGAACACGGCAUGAGUUUGGUUAUACAUAAGAAAAUGCCUUAAGACUGGUAUGCAAUAGGAGGGUGUAUUGGGUGUUUCUGCUUGGUCUGGAAUUACACACAUACUGAAAAUCGUGAUGAUAUUAAAUGCAAACUAUUUAUUUUAAUAAAAUAUAUUUUUAACACUAA